Dictyostelium discoideum AX4 is the source of this 1524-nucleotide messenger RNA. RefSeq lists its product as hypothetical. NCBI's taxonomy places the organism in Eukaryota, Evosea, Eumycetozoa, Dictyosteliales, Dictyosteliaceae. Gene Ontology annotation, molecular function: phosphatase activity. The record is from RefSeq and is a predicted model, not a curated record. The coding region runs from base 1 to 1524 and encodes 507 amino acids. The transcript has a single exon.
AUGAAAAUUAUUUUUUUAAUAAUAUUUAUUUAUUUAUUAAUAAAUUUUAAUUUAAUAUGGUGCCAAAUUGAAAAAAAUAAUUUAAAAGUUUUUAAUCAAAUUAAAAUUAAUAAUGAUAUUUUCCAAAAACAAAAAGAAAUAACAUUUGGAGAAUAUCAAAAUUAUGAUUUUAAUUUUUUAAUUAAACAUUUAACAACUAAAACACCAUAUUAUAAAUCAAAUCAUUUUAUAAAAAAAGAUGAAAAUAAUAAUAAUAAUUUUAAACAACAACAACAACAAUGUAAAUUAAUUUCAAUUGAUUUUAUUGGUCGUCAUGGUUCAAGAAUGCCAGAAGCAUCUGUUAUUAAAAAAAUGAAAAAAUUACAAAAUGAAAUUUUAAAAAUUAAUAAAUACAUUGAAAAUGAUGGAGAAUUUGGUUGGUUAAAAAAUUACACUGUUCCUUAUAAAAUUGAAAUCGCAGGAAAUUUAUUAACUCAAGGCCAAUUGGAACAUUACCAUCUCUCAAAAAGAUUUUUAAAAAGAUUUCCAAAUUAUUUUGGAAAUUAUAAACCACAAACUACAAAGAUUUCAUCAACUAUUAUUUCUCGUACUGGAGUUAGUGCUUCAUCUUUCGCCUAUGGAUUAUUUGAAGGAACUGGAGUUUUGGGUGAUAAUUUUCAACCGGUUCAUAUUGAAACUUCAACACUUGAUAAAGAUAUUUUACUAAGUUUCUUUUUAAAUUGUGAUAAAUAUAACAAUGCUUUACGAGAUCAAUCAAUUAAUGACAAUGAAAGAGAAAUUUGGAAACAAAUGAAAUAUCCAUCAAUUGGAAUUGAAAUUAAAAAAAGAUUAGGUAUACCAAAUUCAAAUCUCAAUGAUUGGGAACUUUCAAAUUCAAUAAUUAAUACAAUAUUUUUAUCAUGUGUUUAUGAUGUUGCCAUUGGAAAUAUUACAAAUCAUUGGUGUAGUCUAUUAAAUAAACAAAAUAUUUUGGAUUUAGAAUAUUCAAAAGAUUUGGAUGAUUAUUGGUUAAGUAGUUAUGGUAAUAAAAUUAAUUAUGAAAUUUCUUCACCAUUAUUAAAAGAUAUUUUUAAUCAUUUUGAUUCAAUAAUUAAUUUAAAUAAUAAUAGUAAUAAUAAUAGUAAUAGUGAUAAUGAUAAUAAAGAUGAAGAAAAUAAUGAUGAAUUUUCAAUUGAUAAUAAUAAAUAUCCAAAAAAUAUAUUAAGAUUUGCUCAUUCAGAAACUGUAAUACCAUUAAUGUCUUUAUUGGGUUUAUUUAAAGAUGAAUACCAUUUAUUUGCAAAUUUAACUUCAAAUCAAAUUAUUAAUAGAAAUUUUAAAACAAGUGUUAUAGUUCCUUACUCUACAAAUUUAGUAAUGUUUUUAUAUGAUUGUGGUGGAGAAAAUGAUUUUAAAAUUUUGGUUGAACACAAUGAAUCACCAAUUUUAAUACCAGGCUGUAAUGAUAUCUUUUGUAAUUAUCAACUUUUUAAAUCUCUCUUUUCAAAUGUUAUUAAUUUUAAUUGGGAUAAUUAUUGUUCUUAA